UCCUUUUUAUUGUCACAGUUCAUCCUCAGAAUUUCUGAGACAAAAUUCAACAUGAAGAAAGCAGUUUUUCUAAUCAGGGACAGAGCAGGCUCUUGCGGACAGGCCCUGAAAUCUCUGCUGUGUUACAUCUGGGAUGCUUACUCCACACCCACUCCCUCACGCAGUGAGGCCCUGGCUCUGCUGUGUGUGUGUCUCGCAUUCUCCACGAUCACCGGCGGCCUGCUGCAUCACUGGCUGUCAGAGACUUUAGAAUAUAGCCGCGAAGUGUCUGUCCGGACGUCCGGCUUCUACGGCGUGGCCAUCUUCCUGCUCUCCUUCCUGUGCCAUCCCCUGCGCUGUGUGCUGACGCUGAUCCUCCCCACCGUCUGCACCAAACAGGGACGCAAGCUCCUAGCCUCGGCCUCCGUCGUGGUUCUGGUGCUGAACGUCGUCCCCAACAUCACCACCAACGUGGGGGCGGCCGCGCACGUCCUAAAGUGCACCGCUGAGGGAUUCUCCAGGACUCUGUUAAACUCGUCCGAAUCCUUCAACGUGGCCAAGCAAGACCUGGUCGAGGAAGCCAUGAAAAUGACGAUCGAGGACGCGAGCAUCGUCAGCAAUUUGAGGACCUUGAAUCUUCACACGCAUGUGGACGUGUCCGAGGUCAAAGGCAGAUUUGCCGCGGUGAUAGCGGAGAUAGCGGGCAACUUCUCCCACGCAAGGAACCUGCUCCGUGAGGGCAAACUGCUGUCCAACCGCAUCCUCGCAGCUGUUUUCGUGGCGUUACUAAUCAUUGAAUCGGCACGUUACUUAGCCUCCUAUCUGACUUCGGUUCAUUUUGAUAAUGGCUCCCUCCACAAAGAGCUUGGACAAAAAAACUCCCAUGCAGGGAAUAAAAGGCAGACCAAAAUCAAGAUCAAUGUUUGCAAAAUCACAAGUCAAGAAUGUACCUCUUGUGUCAUAUCAAUGGUUGUUGUAACAUUGUAUUUCAUUGCCAUUGCUUUAAUGGUAGUUCUGGAUCAUGUGGUGUAUUAUUUUGUUCAGAUGAUUUUGCCAUGGGUACUGGAUUUCCCACCGACAACUGCCAGCAUAAAUGUCAGUUACAAGGUCUCCUGGUUCCCCCCUGCUUCUUGCAUCGUCCCGCAGUGGUGCAAGACACAAGAGCUGACAAACUUCAACAAAGACUACAAGUGGAACUUCGACCCCGAGCCAUCACUCUGCAACGCACCAACCUCAGCUCCCAACAUGGGGGUCACGCUCCUGCUGGGCUGUCUCUGGCUCACGAGCUACUUCCUGGUGUUCCUUGAGGUUUAUGCGAGACGGCUCCGCAGAAAGAUCUGUGCAUCCUUUUUUAGAGAGCAGGAGGAGAAGAGAACGGCGUACUUCAUGAGCAAAAUAGAAGAGAAGCGGGAUAAAAUGAAGAAAGAAGCGCUUGUUACUGCUGAUGUUUCUGUUCGUAAGGGAAAUGGCACACCUUUGACACACUGUUUUCCAGGUCAUUCUCUCAGGUUGUGCUAGAUUGUUUGAACUGGGUAUAGCUUCAUCUCAAAAUGUGAAAAAAAAUGGAACUUGAGUAUGAAAUCUUCUACAUUCUCUAUCUAGUUCAAUCACACAGUGUGUGUGAGCUUUUGGAACACAAUGUAUAUUCAAUAAAUUAAACAUGCAUCAGUAAAUCAUAUUCCCAUUAGCUUUAUUCAUACUUUGCCUUCAGCCC
Menidia menidia (Atlantic silverside) is the source of this 1693-nucleotide messenger RNA. The record is from the annotation of a GenBank genome assembly. Lineage: Eukaryota; Metazoa; Chordata; Actinopteri; Atheriniformes; Atherinopsidae.